UGCGAAAGCUGAAGCCAAGGUGGAACUUUCGUCGCACAUUCUCAACCCACCGUCGUGGUCACAAUGGAAGAACCUUCCCCAACCCCGGACCCUCCGACGAACCAAUUAGGAUCUCUCAACGACCUAGCCCACGAGCUCGCCUCUCUCGAAGACCUCGCCACUCGCGGCUCCUGGCGGUCCAUCCUCGACAAAGUUUCCCGAGCCCGUUCCCUCAAUCUCCUAACCAGCCCCCACGACCACCUCAUUUACCUUUCCUACAACGUCCUCGCCUUCUCAAAGCUACGCCGUUUUUCCGAGGCUUCGAACGAAAUCGACACCCUCGACGACUUCAACAGCAGCUAUUAUAAGUACGAAACCUACCCUCGACUUUACCCCAACCGGUCUGGUUCGAUGAUACCCUUCUCUCUUCGGUUCAUCCACGCUCAGCUUCCGAUCAAGCUUGGGAAUCGGCAAGAAGGGUUAGAUCGCUGUUAUCUUUUGCUUAAGUUUAUUCGUGAGAAAAUUAAAGAGAAAGAAAGUCAUGACCUACAUGAUUCUGUCAGAAUUUGGAAAAGAAGGGAAAACUCUGUUUUGAAUUGUUUGAUUGGGCAUCACUUGGGGGAUAAGGAAUUCAGUUUGAGUUUGGAUUUGAUCAAGGAUUUGAUUAAUCGUGAUUACUUAGAUCCGGUUUUAGUUUCUAAAUUAGGGUAUAUUCAGAUGCAGAUUGGGGAUAUUGAAGGGGCAAAAGGGUCGUUUAACAGUGUGGAGACUAUGUUAAAUGAAAGAAAGAGUGAUGAGUAUUUUCUGAGUGAAGUUCAAUUUAGGAAUCUUGUGAAUAGAAACAAGGCCUUGGUUUAUUUGGUGGGCAAAGAUUAUGUUUCAGCUGUGAGGGAAUAUGAGGAGUGUAUUGAAAGGGAUCAUACGGAUGUUGUUGCGCUUAAUAAUAAGGCACUGUGUCUGAUGUAUUUGAGAGAUCUAUCUGAUUCAAUUAAGGUAUUGGAGAAAGCACUAGAAAGAAUUCCUACCAUAGCAUUAAAUGAGACUUUAGUGAUCAAUUUGUGUAGUAUGUAUGAGUUGGCAUAUGUCAAUCACUCAGAGAUUAAGAGGACAUUGAGUAAUUGGAUUGUACAUGUUGCUCCCGAUGAUUUUGACGCAUCUUGUACAAGGGUAUGAGGUUUUAAUCAGUAAAGAUGGCAGGUAGAUCGAUUGACUUUGAGGCAGCAUUAUACCUUUUUUCUCUCUCACUUUGUUCCUAGUUGAUUCAAUUAUGGCAGCAUCAGAGAUUGUGGAAUUAAUAGUCAUGUUUACUGCCACUUGGAUAUCAACGGAGAUCUGCAAAAAUAGGUGCUACAUUUGUCAAUUCUAUAAAAAAAAUCUUCUGAUGCAUUUUGGAAAGGAAUGUUUGUUGCUGUUGCUAAAGCUUUUUCCAUCAUACAUUUGCUUCUGGUCUGGAACUCAAGCGAUCAAGUUAAUCUGAAUUCAGAGAUGUUGGAAUGGUAGUGAAUGGUUCGAACUUGGA
This is a messenger RNA of Hibiscus syriacus, 1498 nucleotides long. RefSeq names its product trafficking protein particle complex subunit 12-like. Gene Ontology annotation, molecular function: protein binding. The record is from RefSeq and is a predicted model, not a curated record. The coding region runs from base 64 to 1152 and encodes 362 amino acids. NCBI's taxonomy places the organism in Eukaryota, Viridiplantae, Streptophyta, Magnoliopsida, Malvales, Malvaceae. The transcript is spliced from 2 exons.